UAUGAGUAUGACAUAGCUGCUAACCGCUUUACGUUCAUCUUGAACGAAAUGUUUGCUUGGAUGAGGGGAAAGACGUUUGCUCAGUGAGGAUGGAGAAAGGCCCUGGCGGCUCUUGUAGAAGAUUCAUUUGCUUUGGUUUGUUCGAGGAGAGAUAGUGGGAUGAGUAUGGACAUCGCAAGAAAAUCGAAUUUGACGGCAGAGCAGCUGAAAUUCGUCAGUACCGUCGAUAGUCUUUCUGCUGGAGGCUUGAAGCUCGACGAUGACUUCAAGAAGUCGUCCACCGCGCAGCUAGGCGCUGAUGUUUUGAGUUACCGUGGUGUACUUUUGGAGGGCCUCUCACACUACGAGCAACUAAUACCGAAUGCUGAUGGACGAAGCGCAAAAAUAUUCUUGCGACUGGGACACCUGAACUUGCUGCUGAGGGACUAUCCGCGUGCGCUGUCUGCGUAUCAGCGUCACCUCCACCAGUGUAAAGAUCCCGAUCAAACCAAGCCUGGCGCCGAGCCGUCCGCACCGUUUCUUUAUGGAUUAGGGCUGGUGUACUUCCAUUUCCACUCGCUCGACUGGGCUUAUCGAGUCUUUGCUUCUCUGCUAGAAAAGCACAAGCAGUUCUCUCUGAGAAAGGAUGUCAUCAUUCGGCUAGGAUACAUCCUAAAGAUGGGCGGUGAUUUGUUGAAGAGCAGACGGUAUUUGCUGGAUGCGUUACAGAAUCCAUCCAAGAGCAACAUCACUCGCAGCGAGCUUCUCUUUCACCUGGCUCACCUUGAUGAGUUGGGUGGUGACUUGAGCCAGGCACACAGCCAGUACCUUAGCCUUGUGCAGAGUACUGACAACGUUCCUAACAACGUACGCGCUGGUGCAUUGAGGCAAUUAGGCUGGCUGCACCACACAUUGGCUCGUUCCAAAGGUGGUGAUCAGGUCAACAAUGAACAUAAUGACGUGGGUAUGCGUUACAUCCGCCAGUCGCUGUCGGUUGCUAAGAACGAUGCUCAGGCCUGGUACUAUCUCAGCAGAAUCCUGGCCUCGCAGGGGAAUGUGCGAGAGGCGUUUGCUGCUUGUCGGCAGUCCAUCGCAUUUGGAGACUUGAAUCCCAAUGCCUGGUGUUCUAUCGGCUUGCUCUAUCACCAGCAAAAGCAGUUUCAGGAUGCAUUGCAGGCGUACACCUGUGCACUGCAAAUCAACCCACAGCUUGCCGCUGCCUGGCUCAACGUUGGCAUACUCUACGAGCAACACACUCAAAUCAAUGAUGCCCUUGCAUGCUAUCAGAAGGCCAUCGAGACAGGUGGUCCGAACGACACGCUUUACCAGCGAAUGGAGAUGCUACGGCGUAACAGUGCGAACAUGGCACAGAUCGGUGCCAAUGUGCCGCAGACGGAACAGCUGCGGAGCUUAUCACAAGUACUGAUGUCAUCUGCGAAAUAUCAACUGAAUUCAGCCAUGCAGCCACUGGUGGGUAACCAAUCGGUAUUGCUGCAGGCCAAUCAUCUGUCACAGAUGCCUCUGAAUGGAAUGAACGGGCAGAUGAACACUCUUCAAGCUGAUCCGAGUGCAAUGCUAGGUGCUGCCACUGCAACGUCUGGGCAGUUGGAUGCAACUUCGAGACUCAUGCAAUCGCUUCCACAACAGCAACAGCAGCAGCAACAGCUAUCUCAGGUGUCAUCGUGUCCGAGUACGGGAUUCCAAGUAGCAAAGGCAUCCAAUUCAGGCCGAAAGGCGAAGGCGAUGGCAGCAAACUCUCGGCGAAUGAAGUCCAUCGAUCCUGAUCUCAUGCUCUCCCAUACACCCAGUGGCCUACCUAAUGGAGGCCCUCUCCCGAUAACAGCUGCUGCAACAACAGUGUCUGGCCUGGCAAUGGCCGCCGAUGUGGCCAGUCAAAGCGCGGCGAUGGCGAACGAGAUGCGGCAAGCAUCCGCCGCCAUGACUUCCCUGGGUGGUAUGUCUCGCAACUGUGCCGUGCCCGGUGCAGCAGCUUCUCCGCUGGCACCACAUGACACAAUGUCAUCAUCGCUAGCAACACAGCUCUCUCGCCCUCAAUCACCGCUCAUUCACCCCAUGCAACAGGCUUCUCAGCAGCAACAGUUGCAACAGCAGCAGCAACAGCAACUCCAGCAGCAGAGAAUGCAACACCUGCGCCAGCAGCAGCAGCAGCAGCAACUACUGCAGCAGCGGCAGCAUGCACAACAGCAAACGAUACAGCAGCUGCAGCAGAGAUCGCAACAGCUACAGCAGAUGUCACUACCGCUGCACCAAAACAACCUCUCCUCGCUAUCAACGUCAUCAAGUGGCAAUAACGGCGCUGCUACUUCUGACCCCAUCGGGACUGGUUCCUUAUACCAGACAAAUGCUACUAAUCAUCUGCAAUCCGCCAGCCCCAACACUGCUGCUGCAUCGUCUUGGAAUGGCGUGAACAGCAGUAGUUCUGCAUGGCCUGCAUCUAUACUCAAUCCUACUAGUUCAGCGAGUCAACGAAUGCCCGCCGAUCUAGGCACACCGUCACCCUCAGUGGACUUCCUGAAAAGCCUGGAUGGAUUCCUGAAUGGAUCAGAAUUCAUGGGCUCGGGUGUGGGGUCCGAAUCGGAGUUUUCAGAUGCGUUGAAGGUGUUCCAAAAAUCUCCGCUUACAUCCCCAACCGGCAUGGGGGAUCAUGUGCUGAGCUCAGCCAAUCUUGGCUUGUCAGACCUGGGUCGCUUAUCUCAGGAUUCAAGUAGUGGCGCCGGUAUGCCCGCCACAAGUACGCUAAGCAUGACCCCGGGUACCUGUAACACGCCCAGCACCAUGUCUGCCAGUAUGGCCGCUGCCAGCUCAGGGCAGCAGCAACAACAGCAGCAAGCGAUGCAGAGAACGUCAUCACCGUCGUCAAGCCCCGGGCCAGCCUCCACAGCCAGUCAAAAGCCACGUACGCCGGGUGCUAGUACAGCAAGCAAUGGCGCCGGGUCACCACGUCGGAAAACACCGCAGCCCAGAACACCUACCAGCAGUGGGGCGAAUGCAAGCGCCUCUUCGGUUGAUUUCCAGAGUCCAGUGGAUGGUGCGGCGGAUGACACUCGCAGAGCUGCGCGCAACGAACAGUCCUUGACGAUGAGAACACAGUCUCCGUCUGCACGGCGACCAUCGCAGAUCACAGAUGUCCUGUCACCCACGCUGCUUUCUUCUCAGCCCAGGAACGGUUUCUCGCAUUACGCGCGCGAGCCAGUGAUACUGAAGGGUGAAAACCUGUCAGAGCAGUAUUCGUCUCAUGCAGUCAGUGAGCUGAAGCUAGAAUACAUGCUAACUGCACCCAAGUUUAUUCCACCAAAGAUGCCCACACUUGAAGUGAAAGACCUCAACCCAGAGGUUCCGACAGUUGAGGCAAAUUCCAUCGCUGAAGCGCACUCAGCUGAGCUGCGUCACCUGUGUCUGUUUAGCGAACACCCUAUCUUGUUGAUCAAGAACUGUGCGAAAUCCUGCAACAUCAAUCUGGAGCUUUUCGGAUCCAAGCAUUUAUCGGAGAACUUUCACGAGCACCCUAUGGAAUUAAGAACACAGCGGUUCCAAGAGCCUGAGGUCAACAUUGAAUUUGCCUCGAAAAGAAAAGGAUGGCGUUACCACAGCAGUCGAUCUCAAGUAUCUAUUGGCAAGUACUACGAGUAUCAGAAGCAAACAAUGAUGGAGGCGUAUCAGGAGGCUCAGGACCGUCGGGUAGAGGCAGCGCUGGAAGCCGCUGGUCAUGCAGAGACUCCGUCAAAAUCCUCAAAGAAAAAGAAGAGCAACAAGGCGGUCAAGUUCGGAACUAAUGGCGAUCUGUCUGAUGAAACGAUUUUCGCUGACUUGCUCGCUGAAGUUGCCAAGCUGCCGGAGUUCCUAACGGUGACAUCAUCAGAGAACAUCCUAUCAUACGUCGGUCACACAGUGCUAGGUAUGAACUCGGUGCAGCUCUAUAUGAAAGUUCCCGGCUGCCGGACGCCCGCUCACCAGGAGAACAACAACUUCUGCUCGGUGAACGUCAACAUUGGACCGGGCGACUGCGAAUGGUUUGCCGUGCCCAACAAGUAUUGGGGAAUGAUGCAUCGCAUGUGUGAUAGGCGGAGGUUAUGCUUCCUAACCGGCUCCUGGUGGCCAUUGCUGGAUGACCUUCGUGAGCACAAGAUACCCGUGUACCGCUUCACACAGAAGGCUGGUGAUAUUGUAUGGGUCAACACUGGCUGUGUGCACUGGGUGCAGUCUGUUGGUUUCUGCAAUAACAUUGCGUGGAAUGUUGGACCGACAACAGCGCACCAGUAUCGCAUGUCCAUGGAACGCUACCGCUGGAACAAAGUGCAAUCGGUGAAGUCCAUCGUACCGAUGAUCCAUCUGUCCUGGAAUCUGGCACGGUUUGUUCCGAUCCGCGAGCCAGAGCUUCACGCUCAGAUGAAGCGCAUCAUGGAUGACAGUAUGUCCCGUUUGACGGCCACCAAAGAGAGACUGGACCGUGAAAACACCGAUAUCAAGUGGCACGGCCACGAGAAAAACGAAGGCACCUACUACUGUCGUCAGUGUGAGGUCGAAGUGUUCAACUUUCUCUUCACCACGCAGCUGGAUGACAAGCAUGUUGUGUUUUGCGAAGACUGUGCACGCUCUGCGGACAGCUCGUUGCUGACGUAUUGUGUUCUGCAGCAGUUUGAACUGGAGGACUUGCAGACUGUUCGGGACCAUUUUCAUCUGCAGCCGGCUACACCGUCAUCGAGUGACUCUCCGUCACCACCGAAGCACCUGACUUUAUCUCGGGUACCGUCGCCUGCCGUAGCAUCUUCUCAGCUUAGUGCCGACGAGCCAAUAGCAGCAGCAGCAGCCGCCACUACGUAAGACAUGUGCUUCGCCUUUCGUACAUAAAGGCCAUCAGAAUAUACUACUUCGGACAGAAGCUUUUCUCGUUUCUAUUUGUAUAUCUCUUUUAUUAUCUUGUAGCUUGUUUAUUUUUAACCUAACCUAGCUGCGUGCAGGGGUUCGCUACUAUUCUGCGAGAGGUUGUUUUCUUCAAAUUGGGCACCAUUUUCUCAGUGCACACUUUUCACAAUUUUUUUUAUUUUACCAGAUGCGUGAAACACACGUGCACGCCCUCAGGUCACACAGCAUGUCGUGGUUGGUCUUUCUCACACAUGCAUUCAGUUUGCUUCUAUCUCCAGUGUUCUUGUCGUCGCCGGCGGUGUUCAAUGUUUCUAAGCAGAGAGGUGUUACUAGGUGUGUGUGUCAUUGUGCUACUGGCUCUAUGCCACUCCUAGUGCUACUUCUCACUCUAAGUGCAACCACCCACUUGAUUUGUAAGUUUCGAUUUUCUCCUUACUGCCUGUUGACGUGGAAAAAAAGAGCUUGAGUGACGUCUUCUUUCUUUCUUUCUUUUGUAGUAUUGCUGUCCCCCCGCUGGUAUACCUUGAUUGAUCCUGUCAUUAGCUGCCCUGCACCUGUUGUGUGUGUUGCCAUAGCCGUCUGUCAAUUGCUCCCAAUCGUAGGAGCUGCGUGCCUCCUGUAAUACUAAUAGUUGCACUGCCCUCUUCUCACAUCAUGUGCUAUUUUUUGGACUCUCCGUUGUGUCGUUGAAAUAGGCUAGACACCCGCGAAUAUACAAGCACGCGCACACGCACGCUGUUUUGCAAACUACCCAUACCGAAUUGUCUACAUUGUCUGGUUUCUUGUCUGGUUUCUCGUCUGUUUGCUUGAUGACGGUCAUUUUCUCCGCUUGGUUUUAUUUCUACCCAUUUCUUGUUGAAUUUUAUUAUAACUACUCUAGAGAGCUGGUGUUUGCAAGCCAUACACCCAACUACUAUCACCUAUGUGUGGCUACGUAUGGCUUUGGCUGUGUUGAGAAUAAUGAUGAUUGUGGAUAUCAAUGUCACGAGUGCAAAUCUGCGCAUAAUUAAUUAAUAAUUAUUAUUAUCUCUUAAUUUGCUGGCACAAAGUCCUAUAAUUAUAUAGGAUUUGAAAAUGCGUAACCGUUAUGCUGUUGUUAUUGGUCAUCAUGAGUCAUUCCUGACCCAUAAUAACAGCAUAAUGGUUUUCAUAAUAGCUGUAAAUAUGUUUGAGGCAUGAAUGUUUACUUUUUAGAUUCAUAGGACAUCAUGAAUACCCAUUUUGAGCAAGAAUUGGAACUUUGA
Sycon ciliatum is the source of this 6107-nucleotide messenger RNA. RefSeq names its product histone demethylase UTY-like. The record is from RefSeq and is a predicted model, not a curated record. Lineage: Eukaryota; Metazoa; Porifera; Calcarea; Leucosolenida; Sycettidae. The transcript is spliced from 32 exons. Gene Ontology annotation, biological process: regulation of gene expression. Gene Ontology annotation, molecular function: chromatin DNA binding; RNA polymerase II cis-regulatory region sequence-specific DNA binding; protein binding. Gene Ontology annotation, cellular component: MLL3/4 complex. Bases 160 to 4821 code for a protein of 1553 amino acids.